Messenger RNA from Caenorhabditis briggsae, 972 nucleotides. The record is from RefSeq and is a predicted model, not a curated record. Gene Ontology annotation, molecular function: protein binding. The transcript is spliced from 4 exons. Lineage: Eukaryota; Metazoa; Nematoda; Chromadorea; Rhabditida; Rhabditidae. Bases 1 to 972 code for a protein of 323 amino acids.
AUGACAACGAAAGUGAUUUCUUACAAAAGUGGACAGAAGAAAGUUGACAAUACUGGUCCCGCGAUCGUGUUGGAAUCAGGUGAAAAAGAUGGCAUCAAACAUACAUGGAGUGUACGUGUCGAUACUUCUUCUAGAGCCAAUUUCAUAUGGAACAUUGAUUGGAAAGAUUUGAAAAACCAAGGAGCUCAUCGUCUUGUUGGACAUUUGAUAGUCAGUUCUGUUUACGACCAUUGGUAUCCACAAAGAGUAGAUAUUGAUUGGACUGACACGAACCAUUCAGUUUUGGCAGCAAUUAAAAAUAGCCCUAAAAAAUAUCCCUACUCGAGAAGUUUUAAGUACAAUCCCACUGGUUACUACGCUGAAUCGUCCCCACCCGAGAAGAUGUCUAAUUCCUUCUUCGUCAUUUUUGAGUACAAUCUCACUGCUCACUACGCUGAAUCGUCUCCACCCGAUAAGAUGUCUUAUGAAAAACUGUUUGUGGCUUCCGAUAAAACAGAUGUGGUUCUUGUUGUCGAUGGAAAGAAGCUGAAUGUUAACAAAUCGUUCCUUUCCAUCCACUCCGACUAUUUCUCCAAUCUUUUCUCCGCGAAUUUCAAAGAAGGACAAAUGAAAGAAAUCGAAAUCAAAGAAGUUUCGUAUGAAGAUUUUGGGCUUCUUUGCAGCAGUUUCUAUCCGGAUCCGCAGUUUCCAAACGAUCAAACUGUCGAGAAACUUCUGGAGAUGGCUAGCCGUUUUCAAGUGUCAUCAGUUGUUGGAAUCGUUGAAUAUCAUCUUCUUAACAAUUCAACAAUUGGAUAUGAGAAAAUGUUAUGGUUUGCUGAUGAAUACCAAAUGCCGAAGCUUCUAGAGAAGUGUAUCAGUCAAAUGAACUCACUGGCGAUGGCUAAGAAAUUGGAGAAGUCUCCGGAAUUCGAAAAGUUAUCAGAUAGAACUAGCUCGCUGAUUUUCAGACAACUUUUGAAAUCUCUCUGA